AGUGAACGGGGGCUUUUAUUUUGAAGCGCAGCCCACAGUCCUGCAGGACUUGCUGCAGAACCUCUGGUACCACAGACUUCAUCUGAAGAGUCUGGUACGUGGUGGUUUAACAGUUCGCAGGGAAGAGACAGAGAAGAUGAUGCUCCCCGGGCUUCUCACCGUGUUCCUGGCUGUUCUCAGCUCCUCUGAGAGCAAAAGCAAAGACCUGUACACCUUCAAAGUGGUGAACAGCAGAGGGAAGUUAGUUUCUCUGGAGAAGUACCGAGGCUCGGUGUCGCUGGUGGUGAAUGUAGCCAGUGAAUGUGGCUUCACAGAGGAACACUACAAAGACCUUCAGCAGCUCCAGCGGGACUUUGGGCCAUAUCACUUCAAUGUGCUGGCGUUCCCCUGCAACCAGUUUGGGCAGCAGGAGCCCGGCAGCGACAAGGAGAUUGACAGCUUUGUCCGCAGGGUCUACGGCGUCUCCUUUCCCCUGUUCAGUAAAAUCGCUGUCGUCGGAACUGGAGCCAACAAUGUCUACAAGUACCUCGUUGAGGCCUCUGGAAAAGAACCUGACUGGAAUUUCUGGAAGUAUCUGAUUGAUGUUAAUGGCAAAGUGGUGGACACAUGGGGACCAAAAGUGUCUGUGAAAGAAAUCCGACCUAAAGUAGCUGAAAUGGUACGGCAGAUAAUCCUCAAGAAGAAAGAAGAGCUUUAACCCCUUGUUUCAACACAGUGUUUUGCAGUAUGAGAUUUAAUACGAACUAGAAGGACAAAUGGAAAGCUUGUAUGUUGCUCGUACAAUCUAACUGUCUAAUAUAAACCAUUCAGUUCAAUUUAUAUAUCAAAAGCAAAUUGUAAUUGCUUUCUGAAAGCACUGAUGAAACCACUAUGUUUUUACAAGUCAAGUUAAGAUGUAUGUAUUUUGAAACUGCGGUUUUAUGCCAAAGAGCCCCGUUUCCCUGUUUGUAAGUCAUGUGGAUUUUAUGUUUGAUUUGUGGAAUAAAUGUUUGAUACCUCAA
Paralichthys olivaceus (Japanese flounder) is the source of this 1001-nucleotide messenger RNA. It is a transcript of the gene gpx7, whose product is annotated as glutathione peroxidase 7. Gene Ontology annotation, biological process: response to oxidative stress. The record is from RefSeq and is a predicted model, not a curated record. Lineage: Eukaryota; Metazoa; Chordata; Actinopteri; Pleuronectiformes; Paralichthyidae. Gene Ontology annotation, molecular function: glutathione peroxidase activity.